GCAGCAGACGGAGCGCACCUCGCGGCGGCGAGUGCUAGGCAGCUCCGGAGCCUCGCCUCGCGCUCUGCUCUCCCCGCCUCGCGGCGCCGCUCGCCCCGAACGCAGCCCCGGCCGGGUCAGGCGCGCCGCGGCCAUGAGCAUCCGAGGGAUGCUGCGGGCCGCCGUGUUCCUGCUGCUCAUCCGCACCUGGCUGGCGGAGGGCGAUGACCCUUCAGUGCCCCCCACGGUGGCCCCCACGGUGCCCCCCACGCUGAACCUCGACCUGGUGUCCUCCGUGCCCAAGCUCGUCCUCAACCUCUUCGACUGCAAAAACUGUGCCAACGAGACAGUGGUCCACAACAUUUUGGAGAGGGUGCUGUCGAACUAUGACGACCGUCUCAGACCAAAUUUUGGAGGUGGCCCCGUGCCUGUAGGAAUAUCUAUGUAUGUCUCCAGAAUUGAAAAGGUCUCAGAAAAAAAUAUGGACUACACCAUCUCGAUGUUUUUCCAUCAGACCUGGAAAGACCCGCGUUUAGCAUACCAUGAGACCAACCAGAACCUGACCCUGGACUAUCGCCUCCUGGAGAAGCUGUGGGUCCCUGACUGCUAUUUUCUAAAUAGCAAGGAGGCCUUUGUGCAUGACAUGACCGUGCAGAACCGCGUGUUCCAGUUGCACCCCGACGGGACGGUGCACUAUGGCAUCCGACUCACCACCACAGCGGCCUGUGUCAUGAAUUUGGAGAAGUUCCCUCUGGACAAGCAGACCUGCAACUUGGAGGUGGAGAGCUAUGGCUACACAGUGGAUGACAUCGAAUUGUACUGGGAGGGCAAUGAGAAUGCUGUCCAGGGCACCGAGAAGCUGGAUAUCCCUCAAUUCAGCUUCCUGGGCAAGAAUGUGCUGAGCAAGGAGGUGUUUCUCUACACAGGUUCCUAUGUGCGGCUGAUCGUGCGCUUCCUGAUCCAGAGAGAGGUCACCAGCUACCUGUUCCAGAUCUACUGGCCCAUGAUCCUUGUCACCAUUGCCUCUUGGAUAUCGUUCUGGAUGAACUAUGAGUCCUCCGCAGCCAGGGUGACAGUCGGUCUGAGCUCCAUGCUGGUCCUGAAUACCAUAAACUCUCAUCUGAGGGAGAAACUCCCCAAUGUUUCCUGUGUCAAGGCCAUUGACGUCUACAUGAUGGUCUGCUUCCUCUUCAUCUUCCUGUCCCUGGUAGAAUAUGUCUACAUCAACUUCUUUUUCUAUGCCCGGAGAGGCAGGCGCCUUGGCCGUCAUGCCAGGCGCCGCCAACGCCUCAUGCGCCUGCGCCAGCGCCUCCGCAGGCAGGCCCAGCGCCUCAUGGCCGGCUACCAGUAUGAGGAAGUGCUGAUGCAGCUCCUUGCUCGCUGGUGGCACCGGGAAGCGAUGACAGAGGAAGAGGCCUAUGAUGGUCAGCCGCCCAUUGAGCAGGAGGAGGAACGCCCCUGCCCUCCGCCCUCCCCGGCUGUGCUUGUCCAUGCAAGACCCGACUCUGGCGGCUUCCUGCCUCUGCCGGAUGUCUGCUCAGUGGGGGACCACAUCCACUUCGAGGAUGAAGUCACCCCGGCGCCCCCUGAGCCUGUGCAGGCCAGCCUGGCCAGCCCGGAGCACUGCAGCUCGCUGUCCUCCUUCAGCCUGCGGGCCCCGCUGGCCCAGGCCGAGAGCUUCAGCUCGCUGUCCUCUCUGUCCAGUGAUGAAACCCUGAGUGACCUGCCCUGUACCUCUGAGCAGGACCUGCAGGACUCAGGCUCCAGUGGGGAGGGCUCUGAUGGGGAGGGUUCCUAUGGGGAAAGCUCUGAGGGGGAGGGCUCCUAUGGGGAAGGCUCUGAGGACAGGGAGGGCUCCGAUGAAGGGGAGGGCUCCGAUGAUGGGGAGGGCUCUGAGGACAGGGAGGGCUCCGAUGAAGGGGAGGGUUCCGACGACAGGGAGGGCUCUGAAGAGGAUGCUCUAGAGGUGGAAGAUGAGAUCGCUCCCAUUGAUAGCUGUGACAGUAGCGACUAUGAAGACUUCGAGUGCUUUGAAGGCCAUGAAGACCGAGAAGACAACGAAGGCCUCGAAGGUCCCAGCUACCCUGAUGCCAACUCCACUUCCGAUGAGUCUGAGGGCUCCGACGUGCGAAUGGUUCUCCUCAGCCGCAGGCGAGUGCGGGGUGGCAACACCACCAACGAGGAAGUGUUUGAGCUGUGUGAGAGCCUGGAGCGAAUCCACAGGCUGCCCGAGGAUGUCCGCAUGGAGAGCGGCUACCUUGGCCUGCGAGAGGAGUGCCGCCGGGCUGUGGCAGCGGCUGCCCAUCGCAACGAGGAUAUUGACGGUGCUGAUGCUGAUGAUGAGGAUGAAGACGACGAAGAUGAUGGCCAGGAUGAGCAGGAGUCCGCGGACAGCGAGCAUUGUGACCACGACAGCUCUUCCGAUUCCGAAGAUAGCAGCCCCCCCAGCCCCAAGUGCUCCUUUAAGGAAGGCUUCUCCUCCAAGCUCUUCCGCCCCGUCUACAUCCCCUUGCUCGACAGGUGCUCCCGGGUCCUCUUCCCGCUGGCCUUCCUGGUGUUCAACAUCAUCUACUGGGUGUACCAUGUCUACUAGUCCCACAGCGUCUCCCCUUGGGGCUCUGCUUCCCAUUUAGCUUUCUUGAACUCUGCUGGUCUGGGCAGUCCAGUGAGUCCUGUGAGAGACCUGUCCCCCUGGAGUGCUGAGCAGGCUCGGAGGAGCGAGGCUGGAGGGCUGAGGACCCAAGUUCUGUGCCCUAACUUUUCGUGGAGGGGGCUCCUUUUUUAACAGAAUUCUCUCUCUAUCUCUCUCCGUCUCUCUCUCCUCCUUUUCCCUCCCAGGGACUCUGCUUCGUGCCCACCCCCACCUAGGCACCUGUGAGUUGAGCGAGGUGCCACAGGGAAGAGCUGGCCAUGCUUGCAGAUGCAGGCCACUGGCUCUCCAGAGCUUGGAGAACUUUGAUAGUGCCUUUCUGCCAGCACUCUGUUGGGCUCUGUGUGCAGUGUUUCAGGACAUGGGUGGCUGGUAGGGGUCUAGAGUGAGACGUUAGGAGAGGCAAGGGAGCACUUUUCCAAGGAGUCUACGGGGAGGGUGACAGACAUCACAGCGAAAACUACCCAGAUAGAGUUGCCAUCCUUGAAAGGAUUCCAUCUUCUCUUGUCUUCACAUUUCUGCUUCUGAAUUCUAACCACGGGGACUCAGUGUGUCUUCUAGCUCUGGCGCUGGGUUGGUUGCUAGAUGC
This is a messenger RNA of Erinaceus europaeus (western European hedgehog), 3218 nucleotides long. It is a transcript of the gene GABRQ, whose product is annotated as gamma-aminobutyric acid type A receptor subunit theta. Bases 134 to 2572 code for a protein of 812 amino acids. Gene Ontology annotation, biological process: signal transduction; regulation of membrane potential; nervous system process. Gene Ontology annotation, molecular function: extracellular ligand-gated monoatomic ion channel activity; GABA-A receptor activity; neurotransmitter receptor activity. Lineage: Eukaryota; Metazoa; Chordata; Mammalia; Eulipotyphla; Erinaceidae. Gene Ontology annotation, cellular component: neuron projection; GABA-A receptor complex; membrane. The record is from RefSeq and is a predicted model, not a curated record. The transcript has 9 exons.